CGCACAAUGGCCCGACCGCCGCCACUACCGGGGCCUGACCGGGCCUGGCGGAGCCGGAGCGCGGCCCGCCCCGGAGCGCGGGGGCCCCGAGCGCGGUGAAGAUAUUCUUUUGAAGGCUCCUUUGAAAACUGUCAGAACAGAGUGAGCACACUGCUGAUGGGGAAGAGUUCUCAUUAAUAUGGCCCUCCCCCAUUAGCCCUGCCAUGACGGCAUUCUUCACCAGUGUCCCUAACUGGAUUCAAGAUGCAAAGCAGGAGGAGGAGACAGGCUGGAAACUAGUUCCCAGGCCAAGAGGCCGUGAGGCAGAAAGUCAAGUCAAGUGCCAAUGUGAAAUCUCCGGUACCUCCUUCUCAGGUGGGGAGAAGCUGAGAACCCACAGCCUCCCCCACACAGAACAGAGACCGUACAACUGCCCUCAGCUGCACUGUGGCAAGGCCUUUGCAUCCAAGUACAAACUUUAUAGGCAUAUGGCCACUCACUCAGCCCAGAAGCCCCACCAGUGCAUGUAUUGUGAGAAGAUGUUCCAUCGGAAGGACCACUUGCGGAAUCACCUGCAGACCCAUGAUCCCCAUAAGGAGGCCCUCCACUGCCCAGAGUGUGGCAAGAACUAUAACACCAAGCUGGGCUAUCGGCGCCACUUGGCCAUGCACGCUGCCACUAGCGGUGACCUCAGCUGCAAAGUGUGUCUCCAAACCUUUGAAAACACCCAGGUCCUGCUGGAGCACCUGAAGGCUCACUCACGGAGAGCAUCAGGUGGGGCCAAGGAGAAGAAGCAUCCCUGUGACCAUUGCGAUCGGCGUUUCUAUACCAGGAAGGACGUAAGGAGGCACCUGGUGGUACACACGGGACGUAAAGACUUCCUUUGCCAGUACUGUGCGCAGAGGUUUGGGCGUAAGGACCAUCUAACUCGGCACAUGAAGAAGAGCCACUCACAAGAGUUACUGAAAAUUAAGACAGAACCAGUAGACAUGUUGGGACUCCUCAGCUGUAGCUCCUCAGUCACAGUGAAAGAAGAGCUGAGCCCAGUUCUGUGCAUGGCAUCCAGGGACAUGAUAGGGGGUAAGACCUUCCCAGGCAUGUUACCUAUGGGCAUGUAUAGCACCCACCUCCCAGCCAUGCCGAGUUCAGGGAUGCCCCACUCUUUGGUUCACAAUUCCCUGCCAAUGGGAAUGAGUUAUCCUCUGGAAUCUUCCUCACCCAUCUCCUCUCCACCACAACUUCCCCCCAAAUACCAGCUUGGAUCUACCUCAUACUUGCCGGAGAAACUACCCAAAGCAGAGGUGGAAAGCUUUCUGUCGGAGCUUCCCGGAAGCCUGUCUCUCCCAUCCAGUGAGCCCCAGUCCUCCUCACCUCAGCCAGCCCUUUUGGAUGAAGCCCUGCUUUCCAAGAGCCCUGCCAACCUCUCCGAGGCGCUUUGUGCUGCUAACAUGGACUUUUCUCACCUCCUGGGCUUCCUCCCCCUGAAUCUUCCUCCAUGCAACCCACCUGGGACCACAGGAGGAUUGGUGAUGGGUUACUCACAGGCAGAAACCCAACCACUGCUUACCACUUUGCAGUCUCAGCCUCAAGAUUCUCCAGGACCUGGGGGUCCCCUGAACUUUGGGCCCUUACAUUCAUUACCCCCAGUUUUCACCUCUGGCUUGAGCACCACCACUCUGCCACGUUUUCACCAGGCGUUCCAGUAGGCUGAAGGAGGUACCAGGCUUGGCCCUCAGGUCAUAAAUCCCAACUCUUAUUUCCUCCUUCUGUUCCUGUGAAGGCUGCUGAGCUUUCAAAGCUGGGUUCAAGAUGAAAGGAUUCCAGUGUCUGUAUGGAGCACUUGGGUUCAACCUCCCAGAGCAGCCUUGAGGUUGCUUGAACCCUAACCCGUGAAAAGAUUUCAUACAAUAGGACUUCAGGUAUUUUUUGUUUGUUUGUUUUCAAUCUGAAUCGGGAGCCACACUUAGCACUCUCCCUCCCUAAGGCUUGAGAGCUUCAUUCUUCUCUCUGGGGAGAGGGGCUCCUUGGAGAAGCAGGAACAGUGAGGUUUCACCUUGGAUUGUCUCAAGAAAAGCAGCUGGAGAGACCCACCUUCCAGUCCACAAUUGCAGACCCUGUAGCAGUCCCUGCUGAUGGAGAAGGGUCUUCGAGAGAUCAGUUCCAGUAACCUGCCUUGGACCGAGUGGGCAGGAGAAAGGGCCUCCUUGUUCCCUUCCCCCACUGCCCCAUCCCUCUUUACCGCUACUCUACUCUGUAUCAGUGUUGCCAGCAGUGAUACCGUUUACACAGUUGAUUCAGACACAUUUCACUUCCCCUUGCAGAGCCGUUAGAGUAGACUUAUUCCAGUGAGCAUUGUUUACACACCAUGAAUCCAUUCCCACCAGUACAAUCCAGUUGACACCAGCAUGAACCUUUUGGGUACCUGGUGUUAACUGGAGCCCUGUUUACAUGAUGGAGUCAGGUUUCACUGACUUCUCUUCACUUGAGGUCACAUUUUUCCCCCAUGGGGAAAUAAACUGACUUUGGACUACUUCAGUUUCUGCCGUCCUCUGUGGCUCUCUUAGCUCACGUUACCCCAUGAGGCAGGCAAGGAGAAUGGAGCAGUUUUUAAGAGGUCUGGAUCACUUCUGCUCAAGUACACGUUGGUCUCCUUUUGAAUUGGAGAUGGAAACAGGUUAAAAGGCAAGACCUGGGGCCUCCCACCCUUCCAUCUAUCUUGCGCUACGCCUAGAUAUAGGAAGGCAUCUGGACUCCAUUGUUUAUUUAAGGUGGCGAAGGAGAGGGUAUGAGCGCCUCAUUUGUUCUCUCCAGCCCCAUUCCCCUUCCAGGAAGCUGUGGAUUUACUGGAAGGGUAGUAUUCAGGAAGUUAGGAUUAGAAAGUCCCAGAUUGAUUUAUCAUUGAGAAGUAACUAUAUAUGAAUUGUUCCCUCCAACACUAAAUUCCUCUGAUCAUUAUACCCACCUUCACCCCUCUAUUCACAGUGACUGAUAUAUCUAGGGUCCUUGGUAUGCAGGCUUUUCUCAGCAAAAGGCCCCUGGUCUUGCUUUCUUCUCUACUCUCAUUUUCCCAUCCUUGGUUUUAUAUGGUAGUACCAAGGAAAGUAUCUGUCACCCAGUGUCUGAUCCCUGUCAGCUUUCAGCCUCACAUCCCCAUCCAUCAGUGCUUGUGUUUUAAGUAAAUCUGGUCCAUCUUCCCUCACCUCCCUCCUGGCUUCUUCCCUUUUGUGUUUGUGACCCAAUAUGUGCUCCCACCAGCCUGCAGGCAGGAGUCCCAGGGCCAACAUUGCUGGCACCCAUCCAGAUGUCUCUACCAACCCAGGAAACACACAUCUACCUCUUCCACUAUUAACUCCACAAGCGCAUCCAGUGGCCAGUCCCCUAGGGUUUCUCAUUUUGAGCGAUUCCCUCACCUGACGUCUCACUCUGGCUUCAUCAUUCAGUUUUUAAGACAAACUACUAAGGUGAUUCUGCCUCAGUUGCUUAAACCUAGUCUACCUUCCAUGGUCUUUUGAUUCCCUACUAGGAAUUAUCUCAGAAUUGCCAUUUAGGAGAAGAGCAGAUAAGUGAUGCUAGGCACUUGCUCUGGCUUCUGGCAUACCAGUUGUUUGAGGUGAAGGUGUUAAAACACAUUGAUGCCCUUAAUUGUGAAGGGAUGAGAAUCAAAUGAGCAUGUUUAAAAAAAUAAAAUUAACCAGGGUAGUUUGGGAUACUGUUUUCAGAUGUAGAAAUGUCUAGUCCACCUUAGGUUUGGGCUAGGUGGUUUGCUUUCAAGAAUCAGAUAUAAGUGAAUUCCGUGGACUAAUUAUGUUUUCUAAAGAAAGGUGUUGGCCUUGUCCACAUGGCCAGUUGCUGUUCAUUUCAUCUAAGACUUAUAUUAUGGGAAAUGGUAAAGGAGGGGCCAGUGGGGCUCAUCGCUACCAUUGAUGACUUUAUACUCAUCUGUUGUAUUUUGUCUUCACCACUGUACCCCCAUCCCCCUCCCUGCGGUCACUGCACACUUGACCAGCAGAGGUCAUGGGACCUCUGACUGUAAAAUACAAAUUUCCCUUAAUCCCAAGCAGGCGGAGGACUUGGAUGUGGGUGUUUAUUCAUCUCUAUCCUCCCCUUUCGUGUGUCCCCUAGCUCCUCACUCCCCUCCAGCUUUCCACUUGCUUUCUCUGGCUGAAGUGAUAUAAAUGUAAAAGGGCUCCCAGAAACCUCAUGUGAUAAGCAAGGCAACUACUUAACCCUGAAACUGGUACCUCAUUUCACCCUCCCCAAGUCCUGUGACCCCACACCUACCUCUCCAAAUAUCCUCACAAACCACCAUGAAAUUACUAUUUCAAGGUCAGUUUUCCAGUAUGCCCUGUGCUGAGGAAACAUUGGCAGCUCCUUUUGGCCAAUAGCCACCUGAUCAUUCCUUUUUGGGUCCAAAUUAGGGAAGUGAAGUCACCCCAUUUUUUAAAGGCUGAAAGUGCAGUUAUUUUAAAGAUACAAGUAGCUUAACUCUGCCUUUGCCCUGAAUUCAGCACCCAGACUUAAGAUUUUUGUCGAAAAGUGCUGCAAAAACUCAGACACCUUGACCUAGGUGCAGCAUUGACCAAAAGAUAGCCAAGAUUUUGUGCAGUCAAGGUAAUGAGUAUCAGGAAUAUGAAUGGCGGAGGAAACUAGUCCCAGUAUACUUUUUCUGCCUCUACCCCAUUCCCAAAUACUUUCCCACUCUAACAAUGGCAGCUUUUGACUGACCUGGUUUUGCCUCCCUUGCACAGCAGAGCUAGCCAUUCUGUUCCCACCUGGACCCUCCAUUAGUCUGGCUUCUGUGCAACCUGCUGUUCCCUGUUCCUGGUGGUGGUGGGGGUGGAUCUGGCAUGAGCUGAGCCCCUGAGCCCCUACAGCUGCAGGAGGUGGAGAGGCCCUUUGGUGAACUUUUUCAGCCUUUGACUAAUGGCAUUUUGUUAAAAGUGGAAAUCUGCAGAGCAGGUUUGAUUACUUAUGCUCGUAGAUAUUGCCCUAAGUUUAUGAAAUCCCCCUCACUCCCAAUCUUUCCUUAGUGCCUCAUUAAAAUCCCUUUCCCUAUUUUUUUGGUAGUUUUUCCCCAUAUCUAGGAGCUGUUUUUAGCACGAUUUUUUUUUUUGGUAACAGUUUAUAUUGUACAGGAUCAAUACUUUGCUUUUUAACAAGGAUAUUUAUGUGAUAAGAAACUUUGCCUUAGGCAGGUGGUGACCAGAGAAGUCCAGAGUCUCUGCAGCCCCCACCCCGGCCUCCUGAAACUAGUUGAGCUCUGAACCUGCUGUGGGAGGAACACUGCCAGUGACCUUCACAGCUGGAGGGUGGUAUUCUCCAAGAGGAGUAAGCAGGGAGGGUCUUCAGAUGCCCAGAAGAAGUUUUUUCAAGGGACUGGGGCAGGGGGAAAAAGUGGGGUUUAACAGUGGAGUUUUACAGGCAGCAAAGCUUCCUCAGCAGGCUGUCCCUGGUAAUCUGGAUGUUUGGCACCCUCUCCACCUCUAGCACACCCGCUCCUCAAACUCCCCUUUCUAAGCCCUAUCCCUCGGCUGUUAAGGCCAUAGAGCUGCCCUUUUGUAAGGCCGGAGUAUUUAAAGAGAAAAAAAAGGAAAAAAAAACAAAACAAAAACUUUCUAGCACUUUGUAUACACAGUGAAUAACCUCUUUUUAUUGGAGUAUUUUUGGCUUUAUAUAAAACAAGGUUUUUAAUUGUAAAAUAUUAAGUGCCAUUAGAAAAUGCACAGGGCGUAUCUGUUAAAUUAGAUUUUUCAAUGUUUUACAGAAUUACAUUUUCAAGAAGAAAGUUUUUAUAAUGAAGUUGUUUAUUAAAAACCUUUGAAUGAUGUGUUUGGAUGUUUUGAGUCUCUGAUU
Molecule: messenger RNA, 5832 nt
Organism: Dromiciops gliroides (monito del monte)
Lineage: Eukaryota; Metazoa; Chordata; Mammalia; Microbiotheria; Microbiotheriidae
Gene: PLAGL2
Product: PLAG1 like zinc finger 2
Exons: 3
Coding region: 204-1685 (493 amino acids)
Molecular function (GO): DNA-binding transcription activator activity, RNA polymerase II-specific
Source: RefSeq, a predicted model, not a curated record